Molecule: messenger RNA, 569 nt
Organism: Owenia fusiformis
Lineage: Eukaryota; Metazoa; Annelida; Polychaeta; Sabellida; Oweniidae
Source: the annotation of a GenBank genome assembly
CCUGACAGCAGUGCAGGAGAGUGCCAUCCGUGAAGCCUGGCAGGGAGGUCUAAAAAGUAUAAAUAAAGAAAAUAUGGAAAGAAUACAAAUUCUAGCAGAGAAUCUACAUUUGGAUAAAUCAGUUGUAAGGAAUAUAAUAAACAAUCUGAAUGCCAAGUCUGCAGGGAGGACCUAACAUAAGGUUCCUGGUCGCAUGAAUGGAUACACUCUCUUUUUAAAGAAAGAGAAGGCAUCCCCAGGAACGAUGGCUUUCAAGGAAGCAGUCAAGGUAUGGAAAGAUAUGACACAAGCUGACAAGGUUGCCUUUAACAAUGAGGCAAAAGAAGAAGAAGAAGCAAAAAAGAGCUCCUACAAUGAGUCUCAAAGGAAAAAAGUAUUCCGUAAUGCUAUGAAAAUCAUCAGAAAACAAUGUGAUUUAAUACAACAGUUUGGAGGUGAAAUCGGGGUUUUUUCCAUAUUUGGAAACAAUUUCACAUCAUUUGGCACAAGCAAUGGGACGCUGGGCAUUGAGCCACUAAAAGAUGCAUUUUCCCUCAACAUUAUAAAAGGGGAACAUCCAGCUCCAAACU